Nomascus leucogenys (northern white-cheeked gibbon) is the source of this 1899-nucleotide messenger RNA. RefSeq names its product centrosomal protein 43 (gene CEP43). Gene Ontology annotation, biological process: microtubule anchoring. NCBI's taxonomy places the organism in Eukaryota, Metazoa, Chordata, Mammalia, Primates, Hylobatidae. Gene Ontology annotation, molecular function: protein binding. The record is from RefSeq and is a predicted model, not a curated record. Gene Ontology annotation, cellular component: centrosome.
CGGGGCUUUAGCUGCGUCGGCCGCGUAGCCCGCGCGCCGAGCGGACCCUGCUGCGGCCGUUGGCCGUUAGCGCGGCUUCGGCGGUUGUCUUGGAGAAGCAAGAUGGCGGCGACGGCGGCCGCAGUGGUGGCCGAGGAGGACACGGAGCUGCGGGACCUGUUGGUACAGACGCUGGAGAACAGCGGGGUCCUGAACCGCAUCAAGGCUGAACUCCGAGCAGCUGUGUUUUUAGCACUAGAGGAGCAAGAAAAAGUAGAGAACAAAACUCCUUUAGUCAAUGAGAGCCUGAAAAAGUUUUUAAAUACCAAAGACGGUCGUUUAGUGGCUAGUCUUGUUGCAGAAUUUCUUCAGUUUUUUAACCUUGACUUUACUUUGGCCGUUUUUCAACCUGAAACUAGCACACUGCAAGGUCUUGAAGGUCGAGAGAAUUUAGCUCGAGAUUUAGGUAUAAUUGAAGCAGAAGGUACUGUGGGUGGACCCUUAUUAUUAGAAGUGAUCAGGCGCUGUCAACAGAAAGAAAAAGGGCCGACCACUGGGGAAGGUGCACUAGAUCUAUCUGAUGUACAUUCUCCACCAAAGUCACCAGAGGGAAAAACAAGUGCACAGACAACACCAAGUAAGAUACCAAGGUAUAAAGGACAAGGUAAGAAGAAGACAAGCGGGCAGAAGGCUGGUGACAAGAAGGCAAAUGAUGAGGCCAAUCAGAGUGAUACAAGUGUCUCCUUGUCAGAACCCAAGAGCAAAAGCAGCCUUCAUUUACUGUCCCAUGAAACAAAAAUUGGAUCUUUUCUAAGCAACAGAACUUUAGAUGGCAAAGACAAAGCCGGCCCUUGUCCAGAUGAAGAUGAUAUGGAAGGAGAUUCUUUCUUUGAUGAUCCCAUUCCUAAGCCAGAGAAAACUUAUGGUUUGAGGAAUGAACCUAGGAAGCAAGCAGGAAGCCUGGCCUCGCUCUCGGAUGCACCCCCCUUAAAAAGUGGACUCAGCUCCCUGGCGGGAGCCCCUUCUUUAAAAGACUGUGAGAGCAAAAGGGGAAAUACAGUUUUGAAAGAUCUGAAAUUGAUCAGUGAUAAAAUUGGAUCACUUGGAUUAGGAACUGGAGAAGACGAUGACUAUGUUGAUGAUUUUAACAGUACCAGCCAUCGCUCAGAGAAAAGUGGGAUAAGUAUUGGUGAAGAGAUAGAAGAAGACCUUUCUGUGGAAAUAGAUGACAUCAAUACCAGUGAUAAGCUUGAUGACCUCACACAAGACCUGACUGUAUCCCAGCUCAGUGAUGUUGCGGAUUAUCUGGAAGAUGUUGCAUAGACACGAAGGAAGUAUUCUAAUUAACAAGGACAGAGGACUGACCAGUUCCAUUUUCUUUUUUUCCAGACAAUCACUCAGCUGGAAUGUCUGCUCUCUAUUGGUGCCUUGCAUUUCAAAAACACUGCAGAUAUUUUUUAAAAGUAAUUUUCAUUUUACUAAACAAAAUACUUCCUAUUUGAGCCCAUGUGUGGAAGAUUUAAUAUUCUUAAUUUAGCUGUACAUUUCUUUAUGGAAAUUGAUUAUCUAUACUCAGUUUCAUUACAGGGAAGGAACCCAUGAAAACAUCAGUGUUAAGAGCAUGACGAAAGGUGUCAAUAAAGCCGUAGGAUCGCACAACCCUUUGUGUGUGUGGCUGCUGGUACGUGUGAUCUUUGAAAACCUUGUCUUUAGCCCUCUGGAAUCAGAGCUUACCCACCAUAGUAUGUUUCGAUAUUAGGUGGUUCUACACAUAGUUGGCAAAAUGACUUGGUAAAUUUGUAAUACUGAAGUAUAUUAGUAUAAGUUAAAUUUGAUGUGUCAACUUUAUUUUGUAUUUCCUUCCAUUUGGAAGGUUUGUUAGACCAUUAAGGUUAUAUUAAAGUAUUCUUGUGUGUGCUA